AUGAGUCUGGUGGCGUUGUGGCGCGGUACGUACAUCACCGGCUUGAACUCUGCGCUACAUAAGAGGCCUGUGAUGACAACCUACGUGUGCCUUUGUGAGAUCCAUCGCACCACGGCUGCCUUUGCGAACGUCCACAGGAGCACCACCAGUACACCUGAACAAGCUUUGCAGCGACAGAGCCAGUUCCUCACCUGGGACGGCUUCACUUUGACGAUAUAA
Babesia bigemina is the source of this 219-nucleotide messenger RNA. RefSeq lists its product as hypothetical. The record is from RefSeq and is a predicted model, not a curated record. Bases 1 to 219 code for a protein of 72 amino acids. Lineage: Eukaryota; Apicomplexa; Aconoidasida; Piroplasmida; Babesiidae. The transcript has a single exon.